AUGGUGGGCUCCCAAGAACUCCCUGACUCCAGGCAAAUCUCUGGACGUUUCUCUUCAAUGGACUCGCCGCCUCCGGUGUCUGUCUCGUGUGCCGAACCGAAGACCUCGUCGCAUGAAAACCUGAGGGCGACGGAGACCACGCUCGCCUGUUUUCCGCCCUCCGCUCCAGAGCACUUCUCCCUUCCAGCGAAAACUCAUACACUGGCACAUGCAGUGGCCUCCUGGGAGUCUUUUCUCGAACUUUUUCCGAGGCAUGCGCGUGUGGAUCUUCUGCGGAAACAGCCAAAAUCUCCGGCGCCCCUCCGUCCGCUCACGCGCCUGCUCCACAGCCUGCCUGUACAUACACACCAGGCACUGUGGCUGUCAGUCGUGCGGCUCGUGAAGACAAUCACAAAGGCGAACUCCUCGCCUGCAGCACUUGGCGUGUCAGCCGACCUGCCGAGUCCGAAGGCGGUUUCUCUCGAGAGUGAAGCGGAGACGAGUUCGAAGCAUGCCAGAGCCGACGACUUCAACUCUGCGAAGGAUGGGAAGCCCCAGAGUCCAGCCAGUGUUUUUUCCUGCGAGGAAGCGAACGCGAGUCCUGAGGCGGUUCUCCUGAACCGGUUCGCCGCGCUUACCCUGUUCCUCGGCACCUUUUUAGACCAACGAGUCGCGGUCGGCCAGCAACGAAGGCGAAGGCUGCAUGCAGCGGAACAGAAGGCGGCUGCGAUGUUAAAUAGCCAGGGAAAUGGCGACAUCUGUGGACGUGUCUCGUCUUUUCCGGAGCAAGAUGACACCGAUGGAAAGGACACUACCGCCGCCGUCUCUGAAGCGUCUCUCCCCUUCCGCCCCUCGGUCCAGUCCCGACCGCAGGAAGACCGGCUGUCGGGACAUACAGCGGCGGGGUGUACGUACGCGCCGCCGGUAGGUGUUUACCUCGUUGCUUCGUUUCUGAAAAACAACUGCUUUCGUCUGCGUUUGCCGCGCAAGAAGCCUCUGAGGGAGAGAGCCGGCGUCGAAACCGAAGGCGCGACGCAUGGAGAAGAAGCAACAUGCGCCUCGACAGAGAGCGCCCGUCAUGCCUGCAUCACCUGCGACUGCCGUGAGGAAGGACUGAGUCGGAGGUCUGCGGAGGGAGAAAACGCGGACGACAAAGAGAAGGCGGAGAACCCAAGUGUCCAGACACCUGGCGGGACAGAACGGAGCUGCAGCGGCAUGUCAGGAGACCCUUGCGAAGAAGAUUUUGCAGAAGAGCUGCGCCUGAUCCAGGAGCGCAUUGGAGACAUCGUAGUCAAGUUGGUCGAGCUCGGACUGUUUGUCUCUGUGCCAGCUGCGUCGCGUCUGCAGAGACGAGGUGGAAAGGCCUUCGCACUCGGACGCGACUUCCCAGAAACGCCUGCGGAAGGCGGAGCAGGGGAGGAGUGCGAGAAGGAGAAAGACGGCGAGGAAGAGGAUCCCGACGCAGGAGAAAUCAGACAGAUGCCCAUGCCGGGGAGACAGUCCUUUGUCCUCUCUGCGCUGCUCCACCAUCUCCAGCAAGUUGCGGCAGCCACGUCCGACCCACAGGAGCUGAGUCAACGUCUUCGUGGUCUUGCUCGCUUUGCGCGACGGCCUCACGUGGCUGCGCCUCUCGAGCGGGCGCUCGCUGCUGCCGAUCGAGUCUGCUCGAGGCCUUCCCGUUUUGCUUCUUCCUCUUCUUCCUCUUCGUCUUCCUCCUCUUCUGCUUCGUCUUCCUCCUCUUCUGCGUCUUUUUCUUCUGAUGGCUGGAGUUUUCAGCAGGCGUCUCAUGAAGUGGAGACGCCAGGCGCCAGAGGCCGCCGAGAGAGAGACGUGAUAGUGGAGAAAGCGCUUGUUCUCGUUCUGCUGCUCCUGCAGCCUCCCGCCUUCCCCCUGCUGCGAGACGAAGGGACUCAGAGACUCGUCGCCUCGUGGUGGGGUCGCCACACGGCUCUCCGUGAGCUCUUCUUCAAUAAUCUUUUAGGAGUAUUGGAGGACGAGGAUGUGCCUCUCUGGCAGCUGGAGGCUCUCGGGAAAUUCUUCUUCCUCGCCGUGAGAAGCCCCAACUGGCGCGUGAGGUUCAACGCGGUCUGCCUGUGGCAGCUCGUGUCGUCUUCGCAUCUCUCACUGCAGCAGCAGCACUCUCAGUUCUUCCUGGCGACACUCAAACAGACGCUGGAAGACCCGUCGCCGUCGGUUCGUUUGGCAACUGCGGCCUUUGUCUCUUCUCUUCUUCGUCGCUGCUGCACCUCUGCCGCGCUUCCGCCCUCGUCACAGAUGCGCGCGCAGAUCCUCUCUUCUUCGCACCUCCCUCGCGAAGCCGAGACACAAAGCGGCAUCUGGCUUCUGUCGCCAGAAGUCUUUUCUUCUCUCCUGGAUUUCCUUCUCUCUGCCGCAGCCGACAAGUCAGCCCCGCUCGUGAGAGCUCAGGCUCUCCUGGCUAUCCAAGGCGUCGCGCAGCCUGUCUGUUCCACCGAGGGCGACACUGGGCCUCUCCAACUUCUCGAAGGUCGAGAGCGAUCUGCCGAUUCACGUUCUCCUGAGGGUGGCGAAGGUACCUCGUCGGGGACCUCAAGUCGGAAAACGCAGCUGGCUCGCGAUGCCGCGCAUGCAGCAGCGAGAAAAGCCAUUCUCGACCUCGCUCCUCGUCUCUGGUCGAUGCUUCACGACGCCUCGCCCUGCGUGCGGCUAGCGGCGGCGAUGCUCAUCCAGGGGAGCGGAGGUGUGUGUCGAGGAGAAACCAAGAAAAGGAGCCUCUCUGGAGACGCAACAUGGGACGGGGUCUCACAGAAGAAAUACAGAGGGGCGGCGGGGAUUUGUGGCGACGCGGAGAGAGCUGCAGGACGGACGGACGGAGAGGCGAAAGACGCGAGAGAGGAAGUAAGCUGUGGGCCAGACCUGUGGGAGACGGAAGACAGGGAGAGGAACGCGAGAGAGGACGGAGAGCCCCGAGUUAGAGAGUACGUUUGGAGCCGGUGCACGCGGGACUUCCUUAUCGGCCUGCUGUCUGGACAGCACACGGAGCGCGUCACGGGGGUCGCUUUCUUGAAAAGGCGGCAAACUGGAGACAAGCACAACGAGCAGUCGGAAGGUCGCUGCGGGGCUGAGAGGCCCUCGACAGAAUUGUAUCAAAGAGGAGAAUCUGAGGGGACAGAGAAGUCGAAAGAGCGUCCCGGAGCUCCGUGGGGAACGGGGGCUGAAGGGGCGAGUGGAGGAGCGGAUGGGAGUGCGCAGGGCGACCGGCCGGAGGCACGCAGGUCGAGAAAACGCAAGACGGCGGCGGCCUUCGCCUCCGCUUUCGCCUCCACUGUGCAGAUCGCUGGCGAGGCAGGAGAAAGUCCUUUCGGAGUUGCAGCCCUGUGGCAAGGAGACAAAGACGGAACUCUCCUUGACUCCACUGCCACCGCUGCGGAACUGCACACCGCCGGACCCAUGGAGGUGUCUCGACAGCUCGCCAGACAGCUGCUAUUUCAGCUCUUCAAAGCUCCCCUCCAGGAACAAGCUUUCCAGGUGAAGGGGCUUUGUCGAACGCAUGCGCCUCUGGUGUACGCGUUGGCAGCUCACGUGGGCGCUUGUGCGUGCUUGUCAGAGCCCUUUGGUUCUCGCGUUUUUUCUGGGUCUUCUCUGUCGGCUUCCGAAGAAGAGAGGCAAUGCUCGGGGCAGAGUUGCCGGCCUGGCAUCAGCUACGUGGACCGCUGCAAACUGGGAGUUGCUCUCUUCUCUCAAGUUCGUGCCGAGAUUGUCGCCUACGAGAAGGCAAAGAGGCGGGUGAGACAUCGCGAGGCGCGGCCGAGUUCUGAGACGAGAGACGCGACGAAAAUCCGAGAGAAAGAGUCGCCUUCUCCGCGGCCAUUUCCGUAUUAUCGAGGCUCGCUCUUGAUCGAGUGGCAGGCGCAACUCGCGAUGAGUGCGCAGCUCCUCAGACCCCACUGUUUAAACAGGGACGAGAAGCUUCUGGAGGAACAGCCGCUUCUGCGGCGAUUCAUCGUCAACAGCAUUCCGGAAGAGGACCUUCUGGCGAGUUUGCAAAACACUGCUGGCGGGGCAGUACUUCAGUACAGCUACUGGAGCUUCUUCGUUUCUCUGCCUUCUUGCGUCACUUGCCCGAGUCCUUCUCCGCUCAACACCGCGUCCUCGCAGCAGCCGUUGACCUCCCGACACUCGGGUCGCAGAUACCUUUUCCCCUCUUCGUUGUUGCCCGCAUGCGACAUCGAGGCCACCCGCUGGCCUGUCGUCCCGAACUCGCCGAACUCGGCUUUUUCCGGGGCUCAGAGCUCCGCUGCGGUUGCAGCUGCAGCGGCGGCACCGGUGUCGCCGUACGGGCGUGUGCUGGAAUUGUUUAUUCGAGAAGUUUCUCGUUUUCUCGAUGGUAGAAGAUGCGCAGCCGUCCACGCGCUUCAUGCGUACUCCGCGGCGCACAUUUGUCAUGCUGUUCUCGCAGCUGCGAGCACCGAAAACCGCUCGCCAGGCACCUGCGGUGUCCAUUUACCCGAGGGGGCCGGGGAGAGACGCGUCGCAGCGGCGCGUCUCGAACGGGUCGGCGGGGGUGAGAGCGCGCCGGAGUGGCGGUGCGGGAGGUCAGAAAGCCGGGAGCGGUGGGGGCGCCUGUCUGCAGCUGGGGAAAGCGGCCUAGCGGUGCGGGGCCUACGAGUGCGCAGCUGCACGCGUCAAGGCAGCCGAGCCGUGAGCGAAGAGAGCGGAGCGAGGACAAGGCAUGGCGGGGCUGUUCGUCACUCCACCCCCGCCCACCGCCAGCCUCAGAAGACUCCAGCGGAUGGCGAGGGCCCACUGAGGAGAACAGAAGAGCUGGAGGACGUCUGCGAGGGGAGAAAACGACGGUGUCUUCGCGUCGAGCGAGAAGGAGAUGAAGGGAAAAGGCGUCGGGGCCGAAAGGGGCCUCAAGGGGAGACUGGAAGUGAAAAAGAUGGACGAGGCCUCGAUGGGUCUUGCGGAGAAAGACGUCGAGGCGAGAGGGGAAAGGGAGAGGAGUCCAGUUGCCAACGCGAUGAGGCAGAUGGAGUCAUGACCUUGACGUAUUCCUCUUCGCCUAUGGAGGAGGACGCGCAAGAUGUGAACACAACGUCUCCCGCAGAAAGCGAGUCGGUCUCUGCCUCCGUGUGUCUUUCGGCUUCGCACUUGCACCGGGGUCAAGUAGCUGAGGCCGCCCCGGAGGGGUGCCCCCUGCCUAGUUGGCUGCAAAAGAGAUCGGAAGCUGAGGUGGACUCCGCGCUCUUCCUCGACGUUUUGCUGCCUUUUCUUCUUCGAGAUGCUCGGCUGAGGCGUUGGCUCUCCCUCCAACUCGCGCGCACCCUUCUCCCUCUCGUGGCGACUCUCGACCAGCAAAGACAGCUGCUGGCGGGGGAAGUAUCUGCUCACGAGCCAUCUGAAGCUUCUUGCGCCGAUGAACGCCGAGAAAGGUUUGUCGGUCUCUCUGCUUCAGGGCCGACAGCCUCCGCGGACGAGGGGAGACGCGAGAACCAUUUCUGUGCUGCUGUGGAGCGACCUCCUGAAUCCGCCCGCAGAGAACGCGGAACUCGAUAUGAGGUUCAGAGGCGCAGCAGAGAGUCGCAGGCGCGGAGAGUUUCCGUGGAGCCUGGAGAAAGCAGAAACCCCCUGCCCUGUUCGACAGAAAACGGCAGGUCCUCGUCUCCUAGAGGCCCGACACUGCGCAGCAGUGGAGAGGAGAGAACGCAUACAGAUGAAAGAAGAAAGAAGACCCUGACGAGGCGCCAGAAAGCUCUGCUGGAGCAGAAGGCGGCGCGCGAGAGCGGGGGCGAGUCCAGGGCAGAGAGGGAGGAAACUGCAUGCACUGAUUCACAGAAACGUGGCGGGAGAAGCGCAGACGACAGUCGCGAGAAGCAGCGAGGAGACGUUGAAGAAUCCGAGGCAGCCAGCGAGGAUUCAGAGGACGAAACGAGCGAAGAGGACGACCUGAAAGACGAAGAUUUUCAACUGGGAAGCACGCGACGGACGAAAAGAAGAAAAUGGGAGGCACACGGUCGCGGGGCCACUAAGAAACUCAAGGGAGACGCGCUGUCUCCAGAGAAACAGAAACCAAACUCUACUGGCGAUUCCGCCUUCGAGCGGCAGCAAGAAUUGCUCUGCAAAGCGCUCAGGCAAACACCAGUUCCGCAGUGCUUCGCCUUGUCCUACCGCGGGUCUGCGCCUGUCUCAGAUUCUGUCGGCUCCUCGCUGGGCGCCUCUUCUUCUCCACUCAACUCUUCAUCUCCACUCAGUCCUUCUUCGGCACUGACUCCUUCUUUUCUGUCUCUUCCCGCCUUCGUCGCCGCGCUCGAAAUUGUGGCCUUGCUGCGGCACCUGCCUCUUGGCCGCGAGAUCCUCGUAGGUCUUGAGGGGCCUCUCCACACCUCAGGCGACAACUCAGAAGCCGACCGGUCCGUGUCCGCGGACUCCCGCGAAGACAGGAAGCCUUUGGACCUUCUCGCCCCUUUGCCGCUCCACGGCCUGUUGAUGCACGCAGGCGUCGCGUUCCUUCGAGCUCUCGGAGAGCUGUUGCGCCGCCGCGCCUUCCAGGUGCCUGGCUCGGCUGCCGUUUUGUCUCUGCAGGAAUUCGGAGCAGACGAUGCAGUUGAGAGUGUGAGCAAUCCGCCGCUGCCUCUGGAGAUAUUCUCGCUGGGUGCAAACGCGCGGUCUGCGGCGUCUAAACACCGACCGCAGGCGCCGCUCCAGGCCCUGCUCCGGCAGUUCCCUCGCGAGCGACUCACACUUCAAAGAUUUCUCUUCAAGCGCGCUCUUGAUGUCUUCUGCAGUCUGGGACAACUCGCCUCAGUGUACCCGCGCCAGAUCUCAGAAAUCGCGGUGCUGAAUCCGACACUCGUCGAAUUCGGUCGGCUGCUGGAGCCUCUCUCCACCGUCUCUCGCUGUCUAUGGCGAGAAGCACAGGUCGUGCCCAGGACGCUGUCUCUCCUUUCUUCUGGCGGCUCCGGAGAAGAACGCAUGCGGAGGUUUGCAGCUUCCAGAGAAGAGCAAGGAGGCGAAGAUUCUCCCGCGGUUCAGGCGCCACCUCGCGGUCACCAGUGUCGCCUCAGGACUUGCGGCAUUUCCUGUGAAGUCGACGGGACAGGGGAUCGAGGAGAGGUAACCGCGGGGCAGCAAAGCAUGCGUGGGCCAUCAUCUGGGAAAUGUGGGGAUUCUACAAACCAGCAGAACAUGAUUGCAGGGGACAAAGCAGCGGCUCUCAAACGUUGGCGGCGCAACAUUCACCUCAUCCUCGAAAUUUACGGAGUCGUGUGCGAGCACCUCGCUUUCUUCUUCUCAGUGCCCAUCUUCUGGGAGCGACACAGAGCCUGUAAAAGCUCAGCUGGGAAGGCGCUUUUUGCGCGUAUGCUGGCGCGACUUCCCACCUUCUUGGAGGCGAUGUUCACGUGGGUAGAUUUCUUCAAAGCGACUUCGGAUCGCCUGGCGGCAUUCGAGCACCACACCGAAGGUCUGCAGUCAUCCAAAGACGCUCUGGGAGAGAACAGCGCAGCGCGGACGCAGGAGAAACAAGAUGGAAGACAGAGCGACCAUGGGAGCUCGAGCGCAAAGGACGAAGUGACUGGUCUGGCUCGCCUGUCCUGGAAUAGUGGCGCCUGUGUUGGUCAUGCAGUCUGCGAUUUUUGGCAAGACGCCGUGUUGCAGGGUGAACUUUACAGCGAAGACAAAACUCGGAGAGGCAAGACCGGCGACGAACAGCGAGACCAAAAUGAGAAACGCUCGCCAGAACCGAACGUCGAACUCGGCGAGAGUAGGCAACCAGUGGACAAAGAGAAUGCUUCCUUUGACACGACACAGGAAGUUCAGUCGCAGAACCAGCGUCCUCUCUGGGCGCUGAAUCGACGUGAGCAGACACAAGAACCCAGGCCAUGUGACGGCAAAACAGCGGUGGUGUUGGUUUCUCCCGCAGUGCGGAACGAAAGACAACGAGCUCGAGACGACGAAAGCGAGACGGACGCGGUCUCUAUGGAAGCACAUGCUGUGCAAGUGCUUCGAGUGCUUCUGGCUCGCGGUGGAUCCGGGAAAAUUCAGGCUGCAAAGCUUACGUCGCUACUGGGGCGUUUCCUGAGAACGUUUCCUGACAAUGACACAGUCCGGUCCCUCCUGCACGAGGCUGAUCAUGAAUGACUUCAUGGCACCGAAACAGAUGGGCCACGCAAGGCGUAUACGUGUUUGAAAAUUAUGGUGAUGCCCAAUAACGCCUGGAUCAACGUGCCAGUGAUCUGAAAUGAAGUCUGGCCGAAAGGUAGGAUUGAGGGCCGUCGCACUGGUGGUGUCACGUGACGUAGCUCCUGAUAGCAAUGCCCCUGUGAUGUAUAGGGGGCGCCUCAGUGCCUUCAACACUGGAGCAAGUAAAGUCAUUUUUGACAAUUUGUUUUUUCGCCAUGCACAUGAUAUCGGCGGUUCUGUUGACCACCGGACACUGCGGCAUC
This is a messenger RNA of Toxoplasma gondii ME49, 8405 nucleotides long. Its product is annotated as HEAT repeat-containing protein. The coding region runs from base 1 to 8100 and encodes 2699 amino acids. The record is from RefSeq and is a predicted model, not a curated record. The transcript is spliced from 11 exons. NCBI's taxonomy places the organism in Eukaryota, Apicomplexa, Conoidasida, Eucoccidiorida, Sarcocystidae.